Molecule: messenger RNA, 3274 nt
Organism: Scatophagus argus
Lineage: Eukaryota; Metazoa; Chordata; Actinopteri; Scatophagidae
Gene: telo2
Product: TEL2, telomere maintenance 2, homolog (S. cerevisiae)
Exons: 21
Coding region: 227-2734 (835 amino acids)
Biological process (GO): protein stabilization; telomere maintenance via telomerase
Cellular component (GO): cytosol
Molecular function (GO): telomeric repeat DNA binding; Hsp90 protein binding
Source: RefSeq, a predicted model, not a curated record
UUAGCUCUCGCUCUUGUUCAGCACGGGCGUAUUUUGAUGGAGCACAGCACAGAGUGCGAAGCAUCAUGCUGAUCAAAACGCAAACUAAUAAUAUGAACAGCAAAUUUCACCUAUAAAAGUGAUAUUUGAAAGUCACAGCGAAGUAGUCUGCAGUCGCCGUUUAAGUUAAUGUUAUUUUUUUUUAAUAAAGAUGCCGAGGUAAAUCAAGCUAGUUACCAUUUAAAAGAUGGAAUCCCUUGCCCCAAAUGCUGAGGUUCGUCUAGCAGUGGCCCAGUGUUUCCGGACCCUCACUACAUCCACAGAUAAUAAAGACAUUAUCACCGCUCUUCAAACACUCCGCUCUUAUUUGGAUGAUGGACCAGAGAGUAGAACCACUUCAGUUCAGCGGGCAGAGUUCAGGAGAGCUCACUUCACUCGCACCCUUCAGUUCCUCGUCAGCAACAUCCAGGCGGACUGGAUGCACGGGCUCACAGCAGCCCAGCGCGCAGAGCUGUGGGACGUCUUGUUCCUCAAAGGGCCUCCAGAGCAGGCGCUGCUGGUGCUGAUAGAGGGAAUAGGAGAGCUCAGACCCAGCAUGAAUCUAGACCACUUGGUCAGUAUCACUGAAAAGUUCCUUCAGAGUGGUCGACUCGCUGACCUGCUGUGGUCGUACUGUUUGGAGGCAGGGCCCUCUGACUCCCCUCAGCUCCGAGAGACACUUCUGGGACGUAUUGUGGCGCUGCCGGACCUCAUUGCCAACAGGCUACAUCUAAACAACAAGACCCUUUUUUUUCCUCAGCAGUACUACCCACUGCUGGCAACAGAGAUACUCGCUGCACUGGAGCGGACCUGCCAAGCUCUCAAAGAUGGCACAAACUGCUCCUUGGCUUUUGUGGCUCAGACACUUGGAAAAGUGUGUAUCCAGGGCCACAGUGGCGUGGUGCUGGCGGUGAUGGCUCCUCGGCUGUCUGUCUGCACACUCUCAGACAUGGUGUGGCAGAGGGUUUGCUGGAAGCUGCUGGAGGACGUUCCACAGCGCUGGCUGGAGAGCGUGCUCACUGGUCUGGUGCAGGCUGUCACUGGGCCAGGUGUUCUGGGCAGGAUCAUUGGGAAUCUAGUCUUAACGAAUAAAAAGGCCCGAUUUGUCAUCACCCACAAACUGCUCUUACUACAGUACCAGUAUGAGACUCAAGUCUUGAGAACUGUUCUGGGUUACCUCGCAGCAGACAGAGAGCGAAGGCCCCUGCUCAUUCAGGUGUUACGUUCUGUAUCCCAGGCCUGGGCUAACCCCAGUGCAGUGAAGCACACACCACUAGAGCAGCAGCUGUAUGUCAGCAAGGCCUUACUGCUGAGUGUGAGUCUGCUGAAAGACAGUGAGCUUCAGGAGCUACGUUCAGACUUACUUCAGUGUAUGCUGGGCGGCAUGCAGAGCCACCUGGACAGCAGUGUGGUUCGCAUCAGGCGUAUGGGCAUGGUGGUGGGAGAAUGUCUGAGUGCUCGGAUGGAUAUCAAUGGCAGCAAGCUUAAAUUUGAGUAUGAUCAGGAUGAGGAAACUCGAGAGCUCCUCUCUCUGAUGACUCCCUGUGCUGGCGAUGAAUCAGAGGCUGAGCCUGUAAGCAGAGUUGAUUCUCCGCAAGAGAUCGAUGACACAACUCCAUCUAAUCCGACUGAAUCAUCUCAGCAUGAGUCAGGACCUCAGCCAGACUCCGACCUGGACAGCGAUGAUGAGCUCACUCCUUACGAUAUGUCUGGCGAUCAGGAAAUAAGUAAAGCCUCCCCACCCCGCUACCUACGAGACUGUCUGGAAACUUUAAUUUCCUCUGAGGAUGUGGGGCGCGUGGAGCUCGGUUUGCGAGCCGCUGAGGAUUUGGUGAGGAAGAACGUUUUUGCAACCAGAGAGAUCAGUGUCCAGAUGACCAAAGUGCUUCUUCACAUGGAGGAUAAAUACAGAAUAAGCAGCUUCAUGAGUCUCAGACAAGCGAUCUUGGUUGCACUCAUUGUCACUGACUGUAUCCCUGUGACUCAGUAUUUGACAACAGAGUUUUACUCCUUGAACUACAGUCUUCGGCAGCGGCUCGAUAUCUUGGAGGUCCUUGCUCUGGCAGCGCAGGAGCUCUCUAAGCCCAUCACUGAAAAGAGAGAUCCACCUGUGGAUGUUGCUGCCAGCACUGAUUUGACUCCAUAUCCCGGUGACAAGCCUGUUCACUGGCAGCAAGAAGUACAGAAGCGGAUUCAAAGCAAGACAAAACGUCUCAGGAAGGGUGCAGCCCAUCCUCCACCUAAGGCAACCCCUAAUCGUUAUGCCCCUGUUGCUGGCCACUUCUUUUUUCCUCUACUCAGGAAUUAUGACCAGCCUCAGGUGACCUUUGACCUGUUGGGCAGUGACCAUCUGGUACUGGGCAGGUUGAUUCACACCUUGGGCCUCUUCAUGCAUCUGGCAGUCAAUGCACCGAUUGCUGCACAGAUGGCUCGUGCUUUACUCGACUUUGUGUGGGCGGUGCGCUACCAUGUUGACCAGAUGGUGAGACGAGGUGUCCUCUUCGCUGUUUGCUCUGUGCUUCUGAGUGUGAACAGUCAAAACUUGCUGGUGGACCUUAGUGAUCAGCUGUUUGAGACCAGAAGUUGGCUGGCAGAUGUGGCUGAAGGAGACCCUGAUGCAGAUUGCCGAAGUCUGGCUGUACAGAGUCUGGUACUGCUGGACAAGAGCCUGAAGAAACAGCUACAGGAUCAACAAGCACUGGGCCUGGAGUCGUGAUCACAGCAUCAACAAUAAACAAUGAAACACUGAAUGUGUAGUCCGGCUGGUCCUCACAGGUGGAGGACAGGCAGACGACACAUAAGGUUGAUGGAGAUGAUGUUCUGGAUAUUUGCUGGCAGAGACGCUGGCCUGUCCAGUUUCUUCUUAUAUCUUGGAACACACAGCCAACCAGCGGAAAAGGAUGACACGUCUUCUCACAAGUUGCUAAUAUGUUUCUGCACACCUAAAUUAUACACAUUUCAAUAUACCUUAGAUGAACAUAUUGUGUAGAAUUUCUAAACCCGAUAAAAUAUUGAUUGAACGGAGAAUGGGAUGCCAUUUUUGUCCGCCGAUAAAAUGCAUGUUAUGAGGAUAUCCUUUUCAACCUCUUUCCUGUACUGGCACAUCUCUCUGUACUGUGGUUGUUUGUUUGCAGAGGACAUCCUGUGAAUAUUCACCUGCAUGCACACAUCCACAAAUAAUAGAAAUACUACUACUGCUUCCUCUUGUGACACAAAUGUUCAUCUGUAUGUUCCCAAACAAUGAAACAUUUUUAAA